AUGAGCGGAUCUUCAGGAUCUACACCAUCUUCACCUGGAAUGUGCCUAGUUUGUAGACUAUCCUGUCGAACUCACUUCCACUUUGGUGGAGCUUCGUGUACAGCCUGUGCUUCAUUUUUCCGAAGAACAGUUUCCCUGAACAUUAGAUAUGUGUGCAAGCGAGAAAAUGAUUGUAUCAGCUCACCGGAAGUUCGGAGCAUCUGCCGAGCAUGCAGAUAUGAUUGUUGUAUAAACAAAGCUGGAAUGAACCGGGAUUUGGUGCAACAGAGGAAAAAUGACAAGAGAACACCGAAAUAUGUUUUGAAUUCCAGGAACGAAGGAGGGGAAAUAGUGAGAGACUACACCACAAACUCUUAUACAACGUUACACGAGUUCUCACAAGGAGAACAAUCAGAAAGCAGUCCAUCUCCUUCAGUGAGCAGUGAAGGGAACGAAGAAUUCAGCAAAAUUCUGGAUGUAAGCCACGGAGAGCUUUUAAACUACUAUGUAAAACAAGUAGAGCUUGCCAAGAGUGCAAAUGUAAAGAAUACUCUUCUGGUAAACAAUAUUGAGGAACUUCUGGAGGUAAUAAACAUUCAAAGCGAGUGGGCACUCGACGCUUGUACGAUGUGUCCUGGAGUUGAUAUUCUCGAUCGGGAUGACAUCGUGGUUCUGCUUAAAUAUUUUGAGUUUGCCAAUAUUUGGAUUGAUUCACUCUGGGAGUAUUCUACCUCAUUGAACAAAGAAGGUUCGAUAGAAAAUGCGAUGAAACUUGUAAUAGAAGGGCCCCCCACACUGUUCAGUGUGAGCUUAUUUUUCUUUGCUCCUGUGCAAAAUAUCAAAAAUGUGUAG
Messenger RNA from Caenorhabditis briggsae, 831 nucleotides. Lineage: Eukaryota; Metazoa; Nematoda; Chromadorea; Rhabditida; Rhabditidae. The transcript has 5 exons. The record is from RefSeq and is a predicted model, not a curated record. Gene Ontology annotation, molecular function: zinc ion binding; sequence-specific DNA binding; DNA-binding transcription factor activity. The coding region runs from base 1 to 831 and encodes 276 amino acids. Gene Ontology annotation, biological process: regulation of DNA-templated transcription.